CUCUCAUGAGAACCGACCACAGCAGGUUUCAGUUUGACUCUGAAAAGGAGCUGAGAAGAUGUCACAAUCGGCAGACGUUAUUAACUUAUUCAACCCUUCUCACUGAACAACUGAAGAAAAUGCUUCUCAUAUUUGUUUUGUCCUGUUUGUGCUGGUGGAGUCUGAUUGGUGUGUUUGGAAAUUCAGUGUCAGUGACGGAAGGAGAUUCUGUUACUUUACACACUGGUGUUACUGAAAUAUAUGAGGACGACGAUAUACUGUGGAAAUUUGGAGAUGAAAAAUCUCAAAUAGCUAAAAUAAAGAGAAAGAAGCAAAACUUCUCCACAUCUGAUGGUCCUGACGGGAGAUUCAGAGACAGACUGAAGCUGGACAAUCAAACUGGAUCUCUGACCAUCACAAACAUCACAACUCAACACACUGGAGACUAUGGAGUAGAGAUAAGUGGAGCGAAAAAAACAUCAAAAACGUUCAGUGUUCUUGUCUAUGCUCAUCUGCCUGUUCCUAUCAUCAGCAGUAACUCUUCACUAUGUUCUUCGUCAUCAUCACCAUCAUCAUCAUCAUCAUCAUCAUCAUCAUCUUCAUCACAGCAGAAUUGUUCAUUGUUGUGUUCAGUGGUGAAUGUGGGUCAUGUGACUCUCUCCUGGUACAAAGGAAACAGUUUAUUGUCCAGCAUCAGUGUGUCUGAUCUCAGCAUCAGUCUCUCUCUACCUCUGGAGGUGGAAUAUCAGGAGAAAAACAGCUACAGCUGUGUGAUCAACAAUCCCAUCACAAACCAGACCACACAUCUGGACAUCAGCAAACUCUGUCACACAUGUUCAGUUCCUCCAGUCUCUGUGUCUCUGAUAGUGCUGAUCUCUGCUGCAGCUGCUGCUGGAUCUCUGUUGAUUAUAGUUGCAGUCGCGAUCUUCUGCAUCUGCAGGAAAUGUCAGACAAAAAGGAAAGACAAGACUCAUUCAGUGCUUUUUAAAUCAUCAUCUCGAAAAAAGAAAUCAAUGAAUGAACAUGUGUAUGGAAAUGUCACAACAAAGCGAUGAUCAAAUACAGGAUCUACUGGAAUAAAAUAGAUAUUGCAGCUCUGCAGGUCCUGCUUCACACCUCUUUAGGUUACAAUUAUUCUCGGCCAGGAUUAUUUGUUUAUUUUUUUAUUUUUAUUUUUUUUUUUCACAUCCACUCUCAUUGUUAUGUCUUGAAUGUUCGCUGCUGUUUAAUUUAGUGGUUUACAAGUAGUAUAUCAUUCUGAAACUCAACUAAUUUUUUAUUUUAUUUUCUAUCUUAACAUGCAAGAAACUUUAGCCUAUUAAAUACUGAUUCCGCCCUUUACUGUUCUCUGAUAAUAAUAAUAAUAAUAAUAAUAAUAAUAAUAAUAAUAAUAAUAAUAUCGAUUGCAUAUUUUGUACACGAUAAGGGCUGCUGGAUAUUUUGGCAAAUCUAGCAUAAUCACAAUCAUGGUGUCGAAAGAGGAAAAUCACGUCUCUCUAAUAAUAGCGCUACUUUUACCCCACAAGGUGCGCUAUAAAUAGAUGAUUCUUGCUUCAUGAAGGUUGGACAUCUUUACAGUGACGCAGAGCGCGCAAUCAGACUGGGGAGCGAUGAUCUCUGAGCCAGUGUCUAUUUGUGGUUUUUGCCUGAUCUCAGACCAGUUUUUUUUAUUUUAUUUUUUUAAUCUUGGCAUUUAAUUAAUGGCACAUUUUUUAUAAUAAAAAGGAAGAGCUGUAGUUUAGAGCUGUAGUCACCUUUUGGUCUGAUUACCCAAGAGACUUGAAGAUUAAGCCUUGAGACUUACUUGUGACUCGCACAUGUGUGACUUCCACCUCUGGGAUCAACUAAACUCUGGAUUCUCAAAAGUAUGUGUAUGUAAUAUUUAAAGUUCGCGGCAUAUAAUCUUUAAAAUAUGUCACCAGUCUGUUAUUGUGGUGACAUUUCCACAUCCCCAAACGUAACACUGAAUGAGGCUAACUGUGAUUGGUUGAUUGACAUGUCAAACAGCUCCAUGGGCGGGCCUUGGCCAAUGAAAGCUGCCAUGAAUUCUAGACCUUCAGCCAUCAGUCUGAACCCAGACAAAACAGUGCAAAACUUUUUUUUAAUGGAAACUCUGGUGCGUUGAAGACCCUGUUUUGAUUAUUCAUGAGUUGCAACUAUGGCAGCUGAGAAGGCCUUUUCUU
Messenger RNA from Carassius gibelio (silver crucian carp), 2162 nucleotides. Its product is annotated as SLAM family member 9. The transcript has 6 exons. The record is from RefSeq and is a predicted model, not a curated record. NCBI's taxonomy places the organism in Eukaryota, Metazoa, Chordata, Actinopteri, Cypriniformes, Cyprinidae. Bases 6 to 1034 code for a protein of 342 amino acids.